CGGGACUUGGGGCUGAGAGCAUUGGAGCUCACUGACUGUGAGUGGGCAAUCCUGGAGCAGUUGCACAACAUUCUGAAGAUUCUCAAGGACACCACCUUGUUUUUCUCACAUUCAACUCCUAAUCUUGCCAUUGUAAUCCCAGUGAUGGACCUUAUUGAUGAGACGCUCACCACCUGCUCAAUGAAUCAACAACUUCUGCCCUCAAUCCGUGUUGCUGCUGGUCUCGCUAAAAAAACUCUGAACUGCCAUUAUGAACUUACUGACAGUUCUGAAGUCUACCGUAUUGCAAUGGUACUUCACCCACGUCACAAGCUAGCUUAUUUCAAGCGUGUGAAGUGGGAACAACAAUGGAUCAACACGGCAGAGACACUUGUUUGCAACACAUACAAGCUGUGUCUCAAUGCCGACAACAGUGACCCUGGUGAAGAUGAGGAGAUCUUGGAAACCACCAGGCCUUGUGAUUCAAGUAUCCCAGUGAGUGCAAUUAGUUUUAUAUUCUCAAGUGUAGUGUAG
Suillus discolor is the source of this 513-nucleotide messenger RNA. RefSeq lists its product as uncharacterized. The record is from RefSeq and is a predicted model, not a curated record. The transcript has 3 exons. Lineage: Eukaryota; Fungi; Basidiomycota; Agaricomycetes; Boletales; Suillaceae. The annotation marks the transcript as partial.